UGAAGAGCGGAUGAGUUGAGUCGACCGCGUUUUGCGAGUGUCGGCUUGACUGCAGUGAAACAACGACAUCGUUUUAUGUUUCAUAAACACGAUAUGAGCGUCCAGCAAAUGUACUUCUCAAAAUGCUGUUACAUUUGUAGCUAUUACUAUUAGCUGACUUACAUUGCUGACUUCUCUGUUUUGUUGCUGAGUUCCCAAACAAGGAAGCUUCAUCCGUGACAGUUAAAUUCAAGCAGUUGUCAGUCAUCGGAUCCAGAAUUUAACCGGGUGAGCAUCUGGAUCAUGUCAGAUUUAUGUUGGUAAUGCCAAUAUUGUCCUCAAUGUCUCGUAGUUGGCAAACCAGCAGGAAGAUACCUUAUUUAGUGACGCUUCUUGACUGUAAAUUAGCUGAGUAGCCAGAGGUAGCUAAAUUAGAUAGCUAGCAAAUUAGCUCGGGUGAUCCAAACUGCAAUGACAAUCCAGCUACUGUAAUUUCUCUAGCAGCACUGCCAGCAUAUAAUGUGUUUUCUCUGUAAUUAUUUUCAGAAGAUUGGAGUCUUGUAUUUAUUUGUAAGUGAGUAGCUCACCAUGAUCAUAAUCACUUAUACAAUGUUUUGAUGGUGCUAUUUUUAUAUUUGUUACAGCUCUUUUACUGGUCAUUUUGUUACAGAUGGAUCAAAUGUUAUUAUACACAUAUUAGCCUAAUACAAAUAAACCAUACCAUAUUGUCAUAGGCUAAAUGCACAAAGGGUACUUUCUAUAUUGGUGACACGCAUGACAAUGACAUGUACUUUGAGCCUGAGGCAAUAGCAUUGCAAUCUUGAUGGACAUAGGUCAAUGAAGAGACUAAAAAAGAGUGGUCGCUCUUAUUAUUCCCCUGCACAAGAAAUGGUGAAUGCAAAAACGGUCUACUUUCACAGUGACAAAAUACAAACUUCCGACAGUUACCCCUAUAAAUUGCAGAAACACCCUACUAAGCAUUGAAAGGGGCUUGUAUGUGGAGUCUCCAUCAUUUCAACCUGGUGAUGUGCUGCCUAUGAUCCGUGCUCUUAUCCAAAAAAUGGAGGCAGGUAAUUGCCCUGCUGGAAAUGAGGAGAAACAAACCGUUUCCUCACCUUCAGCUCAACAGGAGAACACUGUAUUUCAGUUCUCUAGAGCUGCUUCCAAGGCUUCUUACCCUGAAUCAGAAGACCUGGACUCCUUUAACCUGAUAGAGCCCCCUCCUCUGGAAUGGAGGUCAGACGACUCUAGUGAAGCAGGUUCAGUGGAAGAGAUGGACGACCCUAGCUUCCCUCCCUCGGUCCCUGUGGACAGUUCAGAGGACGGAUUAAGUGAGUUCCUACCUCCCUUGUACACCAGUGACACUGCAGCUUCUUCUGAGGUAGUUAGCCAGGAGGAGCUAAUCGACUAUGCUCCUGAGGAUAACACCCCAACCAAACAGGUUCUGGAUCCUAGCAAAGAGGGAGGAGAGGUGGGGGAUGAGAUGGAGGAGAAGGUUGAGAUCAGGAGAUCAGGUGACGAAGACCACACUCGGAUCCACCACCUGCUAAGCCGACUCCAGGUCAUUGGAGAAAGCCCUCUCCCCAGGGACUCAACCUCUGACCCUACACCACCACCAUCAGCAUUCUCUGAGCCCUCUGAAUUUGAGCCUCCAGGCCCAUCUCUGUUGAUGGACAUCAGCCCAUUGCUACCAGACCCAGAGCAGAACCUGAAACAGGCCUCGGAGAUGCUUUUCUCAGAGAGUCUCCAGAGAGACCUAUUAGGGCUGUUGGAGUGUACAGAGAUAGGGGCUUCCCAGCCCAGUUCCUCUGACAUCAAGGUUCCUCCUUACAUGGCCCGGAGAGGGGAGAUGGACGCGGUGGUGUCGGUCUCCUACAACCAGGAGGAUGGCGAAGGAUUCUGGGAACACUUUGGGAACGGCUGGCGGCUGCGCAAUAGGGAUGACUCCGUGGAGUCUUUCCCGGAGGACGAGGUCCCAGAGCCCGUAUGGAUAAAGUUAGGGGAGGAGGCUCCGGAGGUAGACUCUGCAGAGAACAGUCAGCGGGGCGCAGAGGACCGCCCAGCCUAUAAAGACGUGCCUGGCCCCUGUGACCCAAAUGACCUCCUGGAUGGGGUCAUAUUUGGGGCCAAGUACCUGGGCUCCACCCAGCUCAAGUCUGACAAGAACCCCUCCACCAACGCUCGAAUGAAACAGGCCCAGGAGGCUGUGGACAGGAUCAAAGCCCCAGAGGGAGAGUCUCAGCCUAUGACCGAGGUGGAUCUCUUCAUCUCCACUCAGCGCAUCAAAGUCCUCAGCGCAGACACACAGGAGGCCAUGAUGGACCAUCCUCUCCAGAUGAUCUCCUACAUCGCAGACAUCGGCAGCACCGUGGUCCUGAUGGCCCGCAGGAAGCCGGCCGGGGGGCGUAAGGGCCAGGAGGGGAACCCUGCUGGGGUCAACUCCCCCGGGCCACAGACAAAGUGCUGCAUGAUCUGCCAUGUGUUCAACUCUGACGAGGCCCAGGUGAUCGCUCAGGCGAUUGGCCAGGCCUUCGGUGUGGCCUACCAGCAGUUCCUCCAAGCCAACGGCAUCAAGGCCAGUGAGCUGAGGCCCAGCGAGUAUAGUGACUACCUGGGGACACAGGAGCACUACAACGGAGACCUGGUACACUUCUCGGAUUCAGAUAACAUCAGAGAGGUGUCCAUCUCCAAGGCUCCCGGGGAGAUAGUGGGGGUGGCUGUGGUGGAGUCGGGCUGGGGCUCCAUCCUGCCCACGGUGGUCGUGGCCAACCUGCUCCACGGUGGUCCUGCAGAACGCUGCGGGGCCCUCAGCAUAGGAGACCGCAUCAUGUCAGUCAAUGGCACUAGCCUGGUGGGCCUCCCCAUAGCCACCUGCCAGAGUAUAAUACGGGAUUUUAAAAAACAAGCAGAGGUGAAGCUCAGUAUCGUUCACUGCCCUCCUGUCACCAUGGCAAUUAUCAAGCGACCGGACCCAAAAUUUCAGUUGGGCUUCAGUGUAGAGGACGGGAUUAUCUGCAGUUUGAUGCGUGGAGGGAUCGCAGAGAGAGGGGGCAUCCGGGUCGGACACCGCAUCAUUGAAAUCAAUGGGCAGAGUGUGGUAGCCACUCCUCACGAGAAGAUCAUCCACAUUUUGACUAACGCAGUCGGGGAGAUUCACUUGAAGACCAUGCCAGCCUCUACAUAUCGCCUUCUAACGGGACAAGAAACGCCAGUAUUUCUCUGAGAGAACGCAGGAGAGAAUGCUGCUGGUGCUCUCAGAAGCAAACAAGGAAGAAUAGCGUUUUGAAGCUAUACACAUGCACACACGCAGCCUCAAAUAGGACUAUGCAAUUGGACUGUAUCACCUGGCUAUUGAUACACCACUGAACAUAAUGGGGUUAUCCACCUGAACAGAAUAUUUGAUGAUGUAUGCUGGAAUAUCAGGAUGAUACAGCAAAUGUUUUGAAAGAUUGAAUUGUUAAUAAAUCCCUGUUUAUAUUUAUGAGAUGUUAAAGCAGAUAACCUCACUUUUCCUAUUGACAAUCUCAGUUAUCUUACUACUAUACUAAUUAUCUUUCUGAACAGGAAAAGCAUGAGUACCUCCAAUGAAUUGCUUCCACCACCAUUCUUUAGUUGCCGAUGUGCCUCAGCUCAGUGGAACUUGAAUUCAUGGAGAGGAGCCUAAUUUAAGAUAGCUGGUCCAUAUCUCUCGUCAUUACGUGCUUCCCACCUCUAGACAAUGUCAUUGAGUAACAUGCACAUCAACAAGCGACUACUACAUCAGUGUUACAUUGUUAUGUAUCUCCGAACAGUGUACUAUUAAUAUGCUGAAAGAUUUUA
Molecule: messenger RNA, 3798 nt
Organism: Salvelinus namaycush (lake trout)
Lineage: Eukaryota; Metazoa; Chordata; Actinopteri; Salmoniformes; Salmonidae
Product: amyloid-beta A4 precursor protein-binding family A member 3-like
Exons: 10
Coding region: 875-3202 (775 amino acids)
Biological process (GO): chemical synaptic transmission
Cellular component (GO): cytoplasm; dendritic spine; plasma membrane
Molecular function (GO): protein binding; amyloid-beta binding
Source: RefSeq, a predicted model, not a curated record